Messenger RNA from Monodelphis domestica (gray short-tailed opossum), 4640 nucleotides. RefSeq names its product protein phosphatase 4 regulatory subunit 4 (gene PPP4R4). Lineage: Eukaryota; Metazoa; Chordata; Mammalia; Didelphimorphia; Didelphidae. Gene Ontology annotation, molecular function: protein binding; protein phosphatase regulator activity. Gene Ontology annotation, cellular component: protein serine/threonine phosphatase complex; cytosol. The record is from RefSeq and is a predicted model, not a curated record.
GACGCCACGCGACGUCACGGGAGGGGGCGGGGUUCUGGAGCGACUGGGCACCGGAGCUGUGAGGCUCUGGCUGUUUCCCCCCGCCCCCUCAGCCCUUCACACGCCCGCCCUCUUUCCUCUCUCUUCCUUCCCUCUUUCCCUCCUUCCCUCCCUUCGUCCCUCCCCCUUUCCUUCCCACAGCCCCUCCCCCUUCCUCCCGCCUCUCUCCCCCUCUCACACGCUAGGGAGGGGGGGGAGUUUGGGGGAGAGGAAAAAAAGAAAAAAAAAAAGUACGGGCUGGUAUCCCGACUGGCGGGCUCGGGCCCGUGAACCCCUGGGGCUGGUCCAACCCGAGCUGCAGCGGCCGCGGCGGAGGUGGAGGCGGCGGAGGCGAAGAGGGAAACAGCGGCAGGGGAGGAGGAGGAGGAGGAGGAGGAGGAGGAGGAGACGCGUUCAGCGUUACAUGCAUCCGUUGCCGCUCUCCGCCGAGAUGGAUUUCAGUCAGAACAGCCUGUUCGGCUACAUCGAGGACCUGCAGGAACUCACCAUCAUCGAGAGGCCGGUCCGUCGGAGCCUCAAGACACCAGAAGAAAUUGAAAGACUAACAGUUGAUGAAGAACUCAAUGAUAUUGAAAGGGCUGUUUAUCUACUCAGUUCUGGUCAAGAUAUCCAAGGAACAAGUGUGAUUGCAAAUCUCCCCUUCCUGAUGCGACAGAACCCUGCAGAGACACUUCGAAGGGUUUUACCAAAAGUCAGAGAAGUCCUGCAUGUUGCAGGGGUGGAAAUGCAAUUAACUGCUGCAGCUUCAUUUUUGACCAUUCUACAAGAGGAAUCAGUAUCAAUUCAUACUUAUUCUCACUCAUUCCUACAUAUCAUUCUACAGCAUGUGGAGCACAGGGAUGCAGGUGUCAGUAAUGCAUGGCUGGAAACUCUCCUAUCAACAAUAGAAUCUCUGCCAAAAGAAAUCUUAAGACAUGAGAUUUUGAAUCCACUUGUUUCCAAGGCACAGCUGUCCCAAACACUCCAAUCUCGUUUAGUUAGCUGUAAAAUUUUAGGAAGAUUGGCCAACAAAUUUGAAGCCCAUGUCAUUAAAAGAGAAAUACUUCCUCUGAUGAAAUCCCUCUGCCAAGAUGUAGAAUACGAAGUUCGAUCUUGCAUGUGUCAUCAGUUAGACACCAUAGCUCAGGGUAUAGGGGCAGAACUAACCAAAAGUGUCGUGCUUCCUGAAUUAAUAGAACUAACUAGAGAUGAGAGCAGCAGUGUACGACUUGCAGCAUUUGAAACUUUAGUUAAUCUGCUUGAAAUAUUUGAUACAGAUGACAGAAGUCAGACUAUACUUCCUUUAGUAAAAUCGUUUUGUGAAAAAUCUUUCAAAACAGAUGAAACGAUUCUUCUUUCUUUAUCUUUACAUUUAGGGAAACUAUGCCACGGAUUGUAUGGAAUUUUGACUCCAGAUCAACACUUGAGAUUCUUGGAGUUUUAUAAGAAACUCUGUACAUUGGGUUUGCAACAGGAAAAUGGGCAUAAUGAUAAUCAGGCUCUACCCCCAAAUCUAGAGCAGGAAAAGAGAUAUGCAACAGUGAGAAAGAACUGUGCUUACAACUUUCCAGCUAUGAUUGUUUUUGUGGAUCCUAAGAACUUUCAUAUGGAACUUUAUUCCUCAUUCUUCUGCCUUUGUCAUGAUCCUGAAGUGCCAGUCAGACACACUAUUGCUAUUUGCUUCUAUGAAGUGUCUAAGCUUCUUAGUUCUGGAGUAUAUUUAAUACAUAAAGAACUAAUUGCACUAUUACAAGAUGAAUCACUAGAGGUUUUAGAUGCACUUGUAGAUCAUCUUCCAGAAACCCUAGAACUUUUGACUACUGGUGGUGAAAGCAGUGUUCAAGAGAACAAGUUAUUGACUGUACCUGACCUGAUUCCAGCUCUGACAGCAGCAGAACAGCGAGCAGCAAGCUCCUUAAAAUGGAGAACUCAUGAAAAGAUACUGCAGAAAUAUGGCUGCCUGCCUCAGAUCAUAUCCAGUGAUCAGAUUUAUUAUCGAUUUUUACAUAGAAUGUUCGCAAUCAUGAUGACAAAUAAUGUCUUGCCUGUACAAAAGGCAGCAUCUCGAACUCUUUGCAUUUUUCUACGUUAUAAUCGUAAACAAGAACAGAGACAUGAGAUCAUUCAGAAGUUAGUUGAACAAUUGGGCCAAGGAAAAAGCUACUGGUAUAGACUUCGUUUUUUGGACACCUGUGAAUUCAUUAUCGAGCUCUUUUCCAAAUCAUUUUUCUGUAAAUAUUUCUUUCUACCUGCUCUUGAGUUGACACAUGACCCAGUAGCAAAUGUGAGAAUGAAACUCUGCUACCUUUUGCCCAAAGUGAAAUCUACUCUCAAGAUUCCUGCGGACAAACAUUUACUUCAGCAGUUAGAAAUGUGUAUAAGAAAACUCCUCUGUCAAGAAAAAGAUAAAGAUGUUCUAGCUAUUGUAAAACGAACUGUGUUAGAGUUGGAUAGAAUGGAAAUGUCUAUGGAUGCUUUUCAAAAAAGGUUUUAUGAAAAAGAUUUGUUGGAUCAGGAAAAAGAAAGAGAAGAGCUCCUUCUUUUGGAAAUGGAGCAACUAGAAAAAGAGAAGCAGCAGAAUGAAUCAAGAACGAGCAGUGAUAAAAUGUUUGAAAAGAAACGAAAAGACAGUAAAACAUCAACCAUUCUGCAAAAAAGCAUUCCUAUGUCUGUUGCGGGAUCAUCUUCAUCUGUCCCAUCUACAAGCAAAGAAACCAAGAAAUCCAAAUUGGUAAGAAGCCAGUCCUUCAGUAGUCAAGCUCUUCACCCUAAAUAUGGCAACUUAGAAAAGUGUACUGGUAAAAAUCCUACAGCAGGAUAUUCAACUUCUGUCACAGGGUCUGGAAAGUCUUCUUUGCUUUCAUAUACUGAUGAUUCAUUCCGGACCCGUAACUCCAGUGGUAAUUCAUCUUCUUAUUCUAAUACCUCCUUACCAAGUACCUCCCGUAAUAUGAAUAGCUCAGUUGACCAAAAGAACAAUGGAAGUAAAGAUACUCAGCCUCGAAAGGCUUCCUUAAAAUCUAGAAAAUCAAAUCCUUAGAUCACCUGGUAGAUUAAGGAAGAAAACCAAAGACAGCUGGAGGUAAAGGGAUUGCUCAGCAGAAGCAGAGUGACACCUGGGGCUUUUUAUGAAUGAAAUGGAGAGACUUCAUUGCAUCUGAUGUCGUUAAAGCCCUUCCAUAUUUGAAGUUAGAUUCCCUGGGUUGUAUAGUAUAUAUUUCUAUAAAUAAUGUAUUGGUUGCAGAAUUCCAAUGUUACAGUGAAAUGUUGAAAUGCAACUUUAGGUAUGUGCUUUUAACUACUGCCUCAAGAGAGACAAUUAUGCCUUUGUAGUGCAGGAUACCAAUGUCAUCUAUUAUUGUUCUCAGUUACCGUUAUAGCAUUUUAGCAAAUUGCUUUGGAAGUCACGAUCACCUGAAAUUGUCCUGGCUCUAUUAUCCAUUUGGAAAAUUAACAGUACAUUCAUAAAGAAUCUCCAAAUUCAUUUGGAAAAAAAAAAUAUUGACGAAUGUACCAUUUCCUCCAAUUUGGACAGUCCUAAGAUUGUGCUGACAUAAAUUUGUACCUGGACACCCCCAAAUUCAAACUUGGCAAUGAAAGUUCUUAAAGGUUUCCAGUCAUUUUGGGGAGCAAAUAACUCCAAAUAAUUGGUUAAUGAUUUUCUUUAUUUUAUGGGACAAUUUCUUUUAUAAAUACUUUGUUUAAAUUUUAGAUUGUAUUUUUGCUCUUUACUUGAUUUUAAAAUGAUGAAUCUAGUUUUUAAUUAGCUGUUAUUCCAAGCUAUCAUGCUUUAGCUAUGUCAACAGCAUUUAUUUGUACUAAUGCUAAUAUUCCCAUUAAAAUUUGCCUGCAGAGCAUAUAUAGGUCUAUUUUAAAAUGCCAAUACUUGAGAUAUAUUGUAUGAAGCUAUUGUCAGCUUCUCUAUUUCAAAAUGCAAUCAGCAUAUAACUAUAUUGCUAUCAGAUAAUAUUUGUUUUUUAAAUAUAUUGAUGUAUGAUAAAGAUGAACUAAAUUUGUGAAUGCAUAUGUGCGUGUGGUUACUUUUUAUAAUGUGAAAUAAUGAAUUAUGAAUUUGUUAAAAAUAAAACAUAGGCUAAUGCAAUACCUGUAUAUUUGUGAAGAAAGUUUUAAAUCAUUUUCUGCAAUGUUUACUUUAUAAUUAGAAGGUAAGAAAUAGUAGUUUAUUUAAUAACAAAUAAGGGAAGGAAUACUGUAGUCAAGAUUAUCCAGCUUGAAGAUUAUCCAAGUCUUAUUCUUCUUUUUCCUCCAGAUAUCUGCUUUUUGGCCAUUUCAGUGAUCCUAAAUGCCCCUAGGUUUGCGGCUGAAAUAAAAUUGAGCAAUCAGCCAAUUGUAUAAUGAUUUCAGUAGUAAAGGUCUGGUGGAGGAGGAGAUAGAAAGUUCUGACUUUACAAAUUGGGGUGGGGGGGGCGUCCUUGUAGAUUUGUUUAUCUAUGUCUCUUAACAUCCAUAAUAUAGAUUCUAACACACUGUUCUCUAGAAUAGAGUAUUCAAAAGCCUAUCCAAGAUCCAAGAUCCGCACUUGCUCUGAUACCUUGAUCUUUAGAUAGCCUGAAUUUGGUCAACAAGAACAGUAAAAUAAAGAAGUUCGGUGCAUUCUUUGA